Sordaria macrospora k-hell is the source of this 426-nucleotide messenger RNA. RefSeq lists its product as uncharacterized. NCBI's taxonomy places the organism in Eukaryota, Fungi, Ascomycota, Sordariomycetes, Sordariales, Sordariaceae. The record is from RefSeq and is a predicted model, not a curated record.
AUGAAGUUCACCCAGCUCUCACCCUUAGCCCUCUUGGCCACCAUCAUUACCCUUACCGGGGCAGCUCCCACCACCACCACCACCUCAAAUCCCAAUGACCAAUCCAUUUCAAAACGCGAGGCCAGAUGUGACAUCAUCCCAGGCAACCCCAGCAUGUGGGAUAUACAAGCAAAGCUCUGCCUACUUGAUUAUGACCUGCACCCGAGCGACGAGAUGGUUAUUCCGGCAGGAGGAAAGAACCUAUGUGUCAGGGAUAGCGGGAAGCUGUACGCUGGGGUUAGUGGUGAUGGAGGAGAGCAGAGGACUACCAAAAGAGCAAUUGCUAAGGCUGCGAGGGGAAUCUUGGACAAAUGUAGCAAGGACGGUUGGGUGGUCGGCACGGAUAAUGUGGAGGGAACAAAUAUCUUCUUGGUAUAUUCGGGGUAA